Xyrichtys novacula (pearly razorfish) is the source of this 21742-nucleotide messenger RNA. The record is from the annotation of a GenBank genome assembly. Lineage: Eukaryota; Metazoa; Chordata; Actinopteri; Labriformes; Labridae.
AAUCCUAACCCUGAGUGUCUCCAUUCAACACCACCCUUCUUCCUCACACACUCUCUCUCUCUCUCUCCCUCCUCUCCUCCUCGCUCCUCUCCUCUCUGCUCCUGCCAGGAAGAUGAGAGUGAUGAUGAUGAUGGUGAUGAUGUGACACACCGGCCAGCCAAUAAUCACUCGAGGUUUGAGUGUGAGGGGUGUGUCCUGAGGCUGGGAGCUUGGAGCUGAUCGAUGCUGAGGAGACCGAGCAGGAAGAAGGGGUAAGAGAGAGGGAGACAGAGGAGGGUGGGGGAGGCCUUGUCCGAGCUGAGGAGCGCCUACUCCAGCUUAAUAAAGGAGGAGGAAGAGGAGGAGGAAGGGAGGAAGCUGUCACCUGUCAGAGGGGGGAUCAAACCUGUGCUGUCAUGGAUAAAUAUCGACCAAAAAGGCCGACCACCCUGGCUCUCUUCCCACAGCUGCCACAAGCCGGCACCCAGGUAGGGAGGCUGGGAGGAUCCCUGCUCGAAAAAAAUCAGUGUGUACAAGUGUGUGUUUGUGUGUGUGCAGGGGUGGAUGCUGUGUUAAGCGGCAGUGACAUCAGGCUGGAUAAAUGGGUUACUGUGCGUUUGUGUGUGUGUGUAUGUGUGUGUGUGUAUUUCCUGGGAGGAUCCUGUCUUCAGAAUGAGACAGCAUUGGUUAGUCGUGCCUGUGUGUUUGUGUACGCUCUUGGGUGUGUGUAUAUGUGUGUGUGUGUGCUGGCAGUGGGUCAGCUCUGAAAAUGGUUCACCUUUAAUUAUACAUCUCUUUUCCUCUGUAAUCUGGCCCCUAUUUUGUGUAUUUUUGCCAUACAUUUCUCGGCAAGCACCUAUAUUUAGAGCAUCCAUACUCCUGGAUCAAUCUAUAUCAUGUAACAGCCGCAAUAGAUGAGCAAUCUGACUUCCUCAAGGACGCUUUGACAGCUCACUCCGGAUCCGGAUUUUUAAACAGAAUCCUCUGAGAUGUUCUGCCAUCUUGUUAAAUACACACAUGUAUGCUUAAAAUAGGUCAGCUGUGAUCGUGUCUUGUAGUAAAAAUAGAAAAGGAUACCAAAAUGUCAAGUCAAAACAAAUCCAGUUAAUUGUGGUGUAACCAGCCUUGGCUAGUCCCCCCAGCAGUGAUCAGAAAUGAGCUCUCUCUGGAGGGAUGCAGAACAAAUUUACUGGUGUUUUCUUUCACAUUAGUUACAUCCUGUUUAUUGUGUCAGUACAGUUCAAAUCAGAGACCCUCACAUGGGUCUAUCUAAGGUUUCGACACUCAAAUCACUCAAAAUAGCAACAGCAUUUAACUGUAAACAACCAUUCACACUUUUGUUGUUCUAACUGUAUUUCUCUGCAAAGGAGAUAAUAAAAAUGCCAAAAGACAUACGGAAGAAGUGGUCGAUUUGGUCACCUUAAAUAAUAAAAGUGAAAGCAACGUAGCCUGAGCCAGGAGAUUUAUUAAUCUUGCAGCCAUGAUGCAUCACACUAAGAUAAAUCCCCUAAAAGGACUUGUCAGUGCAGCGAACAUGCUCACAUUUCUCUUCAAUAGGUGUCUGACAACAUUAAAGUAAGGGCACAUAAGAUCAGACCAUUUUUUUAAGGAGUAAGAUGUUUAUAAAUAGCUGGCUCAUCGGUCUCUGAAAAUCGACCAGAAUUCAUUGAUAAAAACAGAAAAUAAACUUGAAAAAGAACACAGGGUAGACAGGUGUGUACGGGUACUUACCUUUUUACAAGUCUGUUUUAGGUCUGCGUCCUUUGCACCUGCUAACCUACUUGCUCAGAAGAUUACUGGCACUUUUAUUCUUGAGUACCACAAACUAAACCGUCUACUUCAGAGUUCAGGACUCACCAUAAUAGAAACAAUUACAGCAUCAGCACCCAAAAUCUUUGAUUUUUUAUAAUGGAAGUUUUAUGUCCAUAUUCAGGUUAUUUGUUGUUGUUGAAUUUGAACAUUCAACCUAUAAAGCAUCUUCACGGUUUGGAAAUCUUUUUCUCAAAAUUUUACUCCAAUCUUAGUUACAUUACAAGAAUGUGAAAUAUAAUAAACAUCAAAAUACCAAUCAGUUAAAGUUAAGUUUGUGAAAUUAUGCAGUCAAAUAACUGCAAAAGUGAUGUCUGUAAUGUGACAAUUUCCUAUAGAAGUUAUCUGCAAUGAUCUGACUAUGAAGGUUCAUUCAAUGCUCAAUGAUCCUCUCCAGCCUGAAAUAGAGUGAGGAUGUGCUGACAGGCAGAUAUAGAAGGUUAUUUUGCCUUCAAUCCAAUCCUUCACAAGCUGCAUACUAAAGAGGCAUGCAUACAGUCUUGAUGUAAAUGCCUGAAUCCUGUCUUCAGUGGAUUAAAGGCACAUAUAGCGCUGCCAGGUAGGCCCAUAUGCUUCAGUCAUUAAAUAAACACGUGCUUGACUUAACAGGUGAUGUAUUGAGACCUGAAUGAAUACUUAAACUCUAAGGUUGUGGUUGUGAUGCUGAUCCAAUGUUUUCAUGCCGGUUGUUGUUUUCUGAAGCUGUGUGCUGCUCUGAGAAGCAUUCAGGUCCUCUUGGCUUGCUAGCUUUGUAGCAGCAACUGUAGCUAGCAUACAGCAUGCUAGCUGAGAACCCAGCUAUACCUUAACCCGAUAAUAGAUGGCUGUGGAUGAGUUUAAAUGUGAGGUACACCGGUUCAUAAAUACCCAGUGUGAUAUCGAUCCGCUGUCACUCGACAUGUCAGCAGUCACUCCAAACCUCCAGCCUGUGGGUCAUCAGUGAGCUGUAACCUGUGUCCUCGGCCGCCUCCCCUGCCUGACAGCUGGACUCACCACAGGGGCUGGAUUAGACUAGACCAGAUAACACUUACUCUCACUCAACAUGUAAGCCUUGACGCUUACUCAGUCCUGUGUACGCUUGUAUGUGCACAAGAGUGUGUGCAUGCAAAGUCAAUGACUCCACGCAGUGUGUUGAUUCAUGUUAUUAUCAGCUCUGAAAUUAGAGUGAGUGUAAAGGAGACGGCUUCUAGAUGUCUGUGUUGGUGGAUUCCCACUAGCUCAAGAAAUGUGUUAAAAUCUCCAUGAGAUCUCAUAAGCCACCCUGCAUUGUUUUUUCAAUACAAUGUUAAACAGCAACUUCUCGAUUAAUUUAUUGGUUGUUUUUAAGGUUGUGGGCUGGCACAUUGUUUCAAAUGGCGCCAAAAGCUGAGUUCAUACAUACAUAGUAUUAAAAAGCUAUGUUAGCAGGCAAGAUGUGACUUCAUUUUGGGUUCUGAGAAGACAGUAGACUACUGUCAAACUCGGCUUUAACUCCAGCAGAGCUGAAAGCUAAGCUUGUCAAACUCAUGCCAACUAAGUUUAGGAUUAUUAGAUUGGGGAAAAAAUCAGUGAGCUAUUAAGUAUUUGCAAGAUUUUGUCAUUGGAGAUGCUAACAAUCUGAACAGUUAGAUCUGUUGGCAUAUGUUAGCAUAUCAAAAUAAAAACCAAGCAGGGUCGUGGUUAAAGUUGUCAUGCAGCCAACACACUUCCCACAUGCACUGAAAAGUACCAGACUGCUUUGUGCAUAAUUCAACAACCGCCUUGGAGCACCAGCUUACCAAUCAAAUAGCUUGAGCAAAAAUUAUUGUUUGGCUACAAAAAAAAAAAAAAAAACUUCUGCUGUUCUGAUCAAAAGCACAAGGAUGUGGUCUUGAAUGUUAAGUUCACGCUGGCAUUACAAAGAGUACUCAUCAUUAGUUUAAAAACAGAAGAAAGUAUUUUUUUAAAUUUAGAUAUGUGUGAUUUUUGUACUAAAAGUUGGCACACAUAGUGAUGAUUGACUGCUGCUGGAGUGUGGAAACUUUGGGUAUGAGUUAUAGGCUAAUUAGCUCCUGAGCUGGCUACAGUUAACACUAUUUCCACUUAAAGUAUAUUAAAAAAGUGUUAGCCAAAGAGAUAUUUCAAAGAUAUAAUGUAAACAUUACAUACUGCUGGUUGUCUGUGGUCCUCCAAAUGAAACAGCUCCUGUUUACUCCCUCCAGCCUUGCUACAGUCGCAGCUUUAUGCUGUUCUUUGCCAAGGAUGGAUGCUGGGAGAAUUGGCAUGUCAUUACUGGAGCACAUAAACAAGUUGUUGUCCAGAGCUCUUUUCUUAAAGUCCGACUCCGAUCGUUUUUUUAUUCCUUUAAGUGUUAUCAGUGGUCUUUAAAUUGUGACUUUGGAAUUUUUAGCCAAAAUUACGUUACUUGUGUCAUUUUCAAGGGCUUUUCUUCUGCAGAGCUCCAGUAGCUCAUUAGCAAUUCACCUGUACUGGAGACAGUGCUGCUCUGCACACUCCUCUUCAUGCUAGCUUGUAGCCAACCAUUGCUGGUGUAGCAGAAGUGGCAGGUAACAUAGAAGUGAUUCAGCUGUCAGACAGUAAUGUCUUUGGGGACACAAUGAGAGCUAAUAUCAUAAUUAGCUUUCUUACGAGCAUUGCAAUCCGCUAACGCACACGCUUGGUCCGCGAUUGUCCUCUCCUCUUCUCUGAGUGUGGCCUGCAUAGCGGGAAUCUGGGGGUGGGACAAAAGCUGUUAAAAAAUGGCCCUUUCACAUUCAAAGUGAGGUCUUUGCGUGGGAGAUCAAACUGCUGUAAUACACAAUGAUGGGGCACAUUGUCAGAGGUUGUGAGCUGUGUGUUGUGUCCUCUUACUUAGCCUCUGAUCUGGAUCUGGGUCCUUUAACUUUGACAACCUCUGCCCCAGGAGCUGAUACACGUCAAGGAGCUCUGUAACUCUUUGACAUUAUGAAGUAUAUAAAAAACUGUCUGCAAAUAAAAUGUCUCUUAUGUUUUUAACAGGCAAAGUUCUGACAACAUAAGGAUUACUGCAUUUAUGUACAGUCCGUUAGAUUGUUAGCUGCUUUCCAAACACCCUGUGCUUCCCAUUCAUUCUAAUGAGAAAUGCAAAUGGACACACAAAUAUUUUAAAGCUGAUCAUAUUAGUCUUACUUCUCGAUUCUUGGCACAGUUGCCCUAUCUCUGUAUGGUAGCAGCUGUAUGCAGACUCAUCGGGGCAGUGGUGCAUUCAUGCACUGUAAUCUGAGAGCUGAGCAGUGUGCACUGACUUUGCUUUGCUGUGGAAAAUUUAAACCCUUUAGACAUUUUAUAAGCAAACAUGGACGAGCUAAAGAGGAAAAACUGAAUUUGAUAGAUCCCUGAAAUACCCAGAUGGUGAAACAUGCUCUUUCCCUCACCCCUGCAGUCUGGAUGAAAGCUUUUCAAGACUCGUGGUGAAGAUGAGGAGAAGGCUGCUACUGAUGAGCAUAAAUCUGGGGCAAUUGGAAAAGGAAGCGCUUUCAAAUAAAUAAUGAAAUACCAGUAAGAGUAGCACUCUUUCACCUUUGGGUGACAUCUGGCUUGAUCUGUACUGGUUUUUGCCUCACCUAUGGGAAGAGGGUUGUUGAUUUAGCUUCAAAGGCAGCCAUAUUGAUCUGUUAUGUCUGUCCAAAGUCAUUUUAAGAACACUUUUAAUGGAGUCUGGUUUCUGGACAGGACUAAUGGCAUGUUUUUAAUAUUUAAACCAGCUAGACUCUGUAUCCAACCAUCAAGGAGUUAGUUUACAUGUGACAACUGGUUCUGUAUGUCAUUGUUGUGAAGGAGUUAAUAGAGCAACAAUACAACAACAUUAAAAAGUUUUUUGGCUUAUUUUUAGGGAAAAUGUUUUAUCACACUAAUAUGUCUAAUUCUUGUGCUUAAAAUUAGCUACAUUUACCCCAAGAAUAAGAUAUAACAGGCCAAAAAUAAGACUUAAAUUGAUUGUAAUGCCUUAAAAAAUCAGAAAUUCAAAGUUUAGCAUUUAAAUCUUGAAAUUAGACAUUACUUUAGAGCUUAAAAUACUUAACAGGGUUUCUUGUAGAUGAGAAGAUCUAUCACUUUCAUAUCUAUGCUAAUAUAAAGCUACAGCCUGCAUGUGAAGAGUAAAUACGUUGGUAACAGACUUUCUGGCCUCCUAGUGUAACAAAACUCAGCUGACAAAGAACAUUUCUGUUUUCUCUCUCUUUUUUUGUCUUUUUGUUUGAUUUGCAAAAGAAGAAAGUGUGAAAAAGUCAUUUAACAAGAAGUGAGAGUACUUGAAUAUCAGUUUGCAGAGAAGAGCUACUUUUGGAACUCCUCUAGCACUGAAAGGGUGCAGUCAGAGACUUGAGGAUGCUCUGGGAGCUCUUUGUGGGUUUAUUUUUGAGCAGCUGAUUUUUAGGAAACCUGGCGGAGGGGUACAGCUGGGGCCAAUGAAAAAUCAAUGAAAUUUGGGAUCAGAUCCAACUCAGACUCAAGUAAAAAUAGAGCUGACUCACAGAUGACUGUUAGCCUGUGUGAUAGUUCAGAAUAUUAUACCGUUUUGUUAUUAAAAUGCAGUAUACAUUUUACUAGUUGCUUUACACAAACAGUAUGUUGCGGAUGGAGUGAUUUCUGAUUUUCACAACAAUUUGACCAACCUGAGAUAACUGUCUACAGCUGAGAUGAGGACACUUUAACUACUCUUUGCUAUCAUUACUAUAAGCUAGCUAUGCUUUCCAUAGCAUGACAUGUAACCUUGUUAUUUACUGAUUUAUAUAUAUUUUUUCAUUUGAAAAAGAAGAGUGCAUAUUGAUGAACAUGGGCUACUGUACAUCAGCAGCCCCCUCAGGUUGGUGCUACAGUCAUGUAAAGUACAUCAAGCAUGUACAUGAAAAACAAAUAAUGUUCAUAAACCAUGCAGAGACUAAACAACAUUAACUAUAAAUUCCUUUACAAAGAUGCUCAAGAUGCCCUUUCUGCUCUGGACAAACCAGGAAUACAGUGACCUUCUAAAGUGCAUAAGGUGUUCAAAGUGCACAAGGCGGGCGGCGCAGUGCCGGAGUGUUUAAGUGCUUAAGUGCUGGUGUAUUGCACAUAAUUGUAGAGGUGCUGGUGUACACUGCAAAUUUACCCUACGCCUAUUCAAUGUAAUUGUUGGUGUAAUUUCAGAGAGCUCAUAUAUAGUCAUGUUUAUUUACACAAUAUUAAAGCACAGGGUCAGAAAACAUGGAUGUGUUUGUGUUUGCAAUGAUUCACUGGAGUUGCAUACAUAGAUGCAUUUAUGUAUGCACAUUGAUGGGUGGAUAGUUAGACAUGGUCACAAAUGUGUUUUUUUUUUUCCCUGAGCCGCACCCCCAGAUGACCUUUGCAAAGGUGGAGCAUUCACUGACCGAGAGUGUUGUGCUGUUUCAUACAGUGCCCUCUUCAAAUGACACACAGCUCUUGGAGGACUUUGUACAACAUGCGAGUAUUGAUGAGUUUUUAAAUGUUGUCAAACUUGAGAGCUCGUGCUUUAGAAAGACAAUACUGUCAACACUUUUUGUACAGAUUCAAAAAGUUUGACAGUUUUUGCUCUUGGAAGUGACCAACUGGUUAGUUAAUGUGCAGGAGUAACAUGAAAAAUUAGGGCAGCAGUUUCAGUCAGAGACAUCCAUAAUUCACUUAAAAUUAUACAGGCUACAUUAGACCGGGUUUGGCACUUUCUUAAACGUGGUUCUAAGAAGAAAGUGAAGAAUCCAAAUUUACCCUCAGGUAUUUAAACUAAUUAACAAGCCAUAGUUCUUCCCUUCCCGGGACCACAUGUCAGCAUGGAUACUCUUCUGGAUGCUUUGAGAUCAUCGUGCAAACUGUUAUCUUGGUGGUUGACAGGAGACAUUUGCUGAGCCAGCGCUGAAUGUGGGUCAUUGCUGAUGCAAGAAUUUAGCCAUUUAGUCUUUGACAUUUUUAACAGGGAUAGAUAUUACCGUACCAUUUGACCACAUCUAAAAAUUAGUUCAUGCAUCUUUUAUUCAAGGGUAAUCAUAGCUAUAAAUAGUUGAAUUCUACAAUGAGCUUUGUGUAUGUGAAAGUGAUGGUUGUUUCUACUUCAAAUAUGGUCUAGUUUAACCCAUGUCCCAUCAGUCAUUGUGAAGGAGGCAGGCUUUAUGCUGCGGCUGGUCCUUGGUGGCUCUAAAUGGUUCUGCUUUGCUUUCAGGGAGUGGUUAUGGUGUCCAUCUUCUUAUAAGGUCUACAGUUUGUUUCUGUGAUGACAAGCAAACUCAAAGACAGAGGCGGGGCUUCAUAACAGUGUUUUUAGCCUCCCACCCUGAGUGUCCUAUGAGAGAUAAGUAUCUGCAGUGUGAACUGGUCUUGGCAGAGUUAGUAAUAAAAUUCAAUUAAUUAGAUUUAAGUCUCUUCAUUGAAAUCAGAACAGACUUGUGCUGCAAUGUCAGACUGAAGAAAGAUGUCAGAGAGGGGUGCACUUUACACAAAAAAGACAUAUACUUUGAUCCUCCUCUUUCACACACUCUGGUGUUCUCGCUCUUUCUCUCUCACACACACACAAACACACAAAGAGUAACCGUAGUAACAGAACAUGAUGUGCAACAGGGAAUGCAAAUGUAUGAUGAGAUGUCAGUGACUCAGCAUGACGUGUGGUUCCUAUGACGCUGAGUACUGCUGCUGCUCACUUCCUGGUUGAUGCUCCCUCCUCUUCCCGGCUGGGAUGUAAAAAAGGCUGGACUGGAGAAGGAGGAGAUACUGAUGUUGGUUUUACUCAUUUUCCCUUGUAUAUCAGCUUUUUUGUGUACUCAGUGGUCACUACUAAAUCCAUUAUUGUGCAGCUCUGAAUCAGAAAAUUGCAAAAUCUCAUCAAUGUUGUCUAGAUGAUGUGAUCCUUGCUCCGUCAUUUGGAUUUCACAUCACUUCAUCUGUAUACAGGAGAAAGAGAGAAAAUGAUGCAUAAAUCAAGGCCUCCUUUUGUGGCAUUGAAAGGUGUGAGAUAGCACCAGAAAAGCAGGUCUGGUGUGUUGGCUCUCAGUGUACGCUUAUCCUCUUCCAAACGGGACAUCUGCUGUGCUCGAGUGUGUUCAUGUGUGCGUCCCUGUAUAUGAGGUCAUGUGUUAGCCCUGCUCUCAUGCUGCUUCUCUGUCUCAUUAACCUCCAGGACUCCAUCAACAACAACUCCUUAGGGAAGAAGGACAGCUGGAAGGACUCCCGCUCCUCCUCCCCACACAUUACAGGUAAGAGCUCUGAUUAAUCCUGGAGGAAAAGGGCGGGCUGGCAAAGGAAGUAUUUUGGAUUAUGUUGAACCAAGUGCUUCAUCUAUGAAAGCUAAAAGAGCUUUAGGGUACGGUGGCCCUGAAGGUCAAUGGCACAAAUAUUUCAUGACACCCUGACCCCAACCCUAUUCUGUUACUUCUGAUAAAGUACUAUGUCUAAAUGAAGCCUCUUCUGUGGGUAUUGGGAGUUCCUAACCCUAACUCUUCUAACCUAAAACGUUUGCACUUAUCAUUGACAUCUACCUAAUGAUAACAAAAAAUUAAUCAGGUGAAAAGUGAGGGGCUUACAGAAUAGUCAUCAAAAUGCUCCCAGAGUUAGAUCUUUCUUUGGCUCAGCUCACUUCACUCUGGUACCUCAACGCUUACAGUAGGGGGUGCUGUUUUUUAUUUUCUCUGCCCCUGCCUCUCAAAUAGUCGGAAUAAGGCACUGAUCUCCUCUAACAUAAUGCACACUGCAUUAGUAGCCACACACUGUUGUAAAUUAUCACUAGCUAGCUCAGUUGAGUCUUCUUUUUCCACUUCCUUCCAAAUUAUGGCAGGUGACACAUAGCAUAAUGAAGCACUACCAGCCCUUAUUUUGAACUAUUUGGUUACAUGGUUUUAAUGUAUGUGUAAUCUUUAGAACAUUAUUAGUUUGUCUUUUUUCAUCAAGAUGUUGAACACUAUUGCAAAAGCCUGUAUUUGACCAUACUCAUCUAGUUGGAGGCCCGAAACAUCCUUUCUAACUGUGUUAAUUUUUGUUAGCUGCUUGUAACCUUUGGCAGUUUGCUCUUCAAAAAGAUUUUAUUGUUAUAACAUCGGGCGAAAAACUCAAACUCAGUGUCAACUCUGUUGCAAAUAUGUGUCAUCAGUUGCAGCUGCAUUUAACCGUAUUCCUCAAAAGAGUUAAAGUUUUGUACACAAAUAGAUGACUUCCAAGUUAGUUGUGAUCGUAGACUGUAUAUACUAUGGACAACUUGGUUCCGCCUUCCGCCAUUACAUGGAUUUGAAGCCGAAAAGCUCUCGGUAUUUCCGCUUUUUUUCUCUACUUCCUGAAACCAAGAUUGCGCAGUAGCUUUGUACGCACUCCACCACUUGCGCAGUAGUGUUGCAUGCAUUCAGCAGGAGAGUUGAUGAGAGUCGCUGUGAUGACGCUCGUCUCAAACAGCAUAUCCUCCAGGUGAGCUACGCAAUCUUCGUACACCCAUAGGCUGUAUCAGGUGUCAAUCAUAGAAAACAUGAACCCCCUAAUAACUUUUAAAAAAGGAGCUGCACAGAAAAAAGAGGUCUUGAACACAAACCAGUCUUACAGUAACUACAUGUCAACAUCACAAGCAGGGGGGAGAAAAAUUUAUAUUCUGUGUAAUAAAUUUCUAGAGUUUGUCCACAGCUCCAUAAGCUUUGCUGGCGGAGGUGGGAUUUAUGACCUAUACUGCAGCCCAUCAACAGAGGGUGCUGUUCUCACGGUGACUUCACCCAGCAAGGAGGCAGACUCUGUCCAUUCUAUAUACAAUCUAUGGUUGUGAUUUGAAAGUAAAAACUGAGGAAUGACAAAAAGGAAUAUUUUUUUUCUGCUACACCUCGUGUGUUAUUUUACUUUCUAAAUAAAUCUGACUAAUCCCCACUAAUAAUUCUUAAAUACGAUUGUUUUUGCCAAAUACGCACCAACUCCCUCCUCCCUUUUUAAUCAGAUUUCCCAAAAUAUUGUACUUUUAUUAGAGAAAAUAGUUCCCUUAAUCUUGUUAACCUAGAUUACAACACACUUUGCCCUGUAAGGUUUCAUUUUUUUUCCAAGAAUCUCUCUGUGGAAUAAAUUCAGCACAAAUAGUUAUACAAGAUUUACAUUAUUGUGUGAUGAUGAAAAGUUUUCAUAACCAGUUUCACAUCUGUCUUCGAAAUGUACAGUAACAUCAGAUGCAGAUGUCUUUUCUGGCUAAUUUGUAAGUUUUAGUGUUUGUGGCAUGUCAGGGAAGCAAAGAGUGGAAAAUACUUCAUUUUCUUUCCACCACUUUUACACCUUUAGCUCACACCAUCAAACAAAAACAAGCCCUUCUGUUGGGUGUAUUUGAUUACAUGAACAUGCCCAUAAGAACUUAGUUGCAGCAAUUAAAGCCCAUUGUUUUGUUUCAUUGGCUAAAUCAACUCUGGUUAUUCAAACAAGAUUUGUUAUUGAAGUGAAUAAGACUGCAAAGUAGAUGAAAAUGGACUCAGAUUUAAUCAUAGUUGAAUCAUCUAUAUGUAGAGAAAUUAGAAAGAGUGGAUGCAACAGACCCUGAAGAAUGAAGUAAAAUGUCCUCAAAUGGUUUAAAAUUAAUCCUGUGUGGGUUUUUUCCUCUUUUCCUGUAACUCUUAUCUAAGAUAAACUGCUUACUCUGGGCUACUUUGAUAAUCCCUCAGCAUACAUCUGGUUGCCCAACACAUAAUCUGAUGCUUUUCUUUCUUGUGCAUGAAGGAGAUCUCACACCACCUGAUGUCCAACCGAAACCUGAGGACAAAGUCCGCCGCAGCACGCGGCGCCCAGCCCCAAAACCGCCUACGACCAAUGGAGCUCACGGAAAAACCAACACUCAGACUGCUGCUCCUACUGCAGACCCACGCCCUCGACCACAGGAGAGACAGGCGUCUGGGACCACACACACACAUCCGUCCAGCACACCGAGGAGUCAGAGGAAAGCAGCUGGAGGAGGAGGACGAGGAGGCAGAACGGGUGGAAGAGCAGCAACAGCAAUGAGAGAGAGGGGCCUAGGAGAUUUUAGAGGGAAGGAUGGGGUGACAGCGGGGAAGGAAGAAAAGAGAGGAGGAAGACUGUGUGAGGAGUCCAGGGGGAAGGAGAAAGAGAAAGACAAGAAUGGAUAUCAGAAGGCUAAAGAGACAAAUGGACUGAAAAACAGGGGGGCUGAUGGGAAAGGGAAAACAGGUAGUAAAGGGGGUAACAGAGGCGGACUCAAGCUCAACAACAUGCUGUGUAACCAGCAUGUUUAUCUGCCAGCCAUGGUGGUCCCACGUACACCUGUAGCACCAAGAAACCAGGACAAGACCCAAGAGCAAGGUAAUGAAUCACCUGUGGAGCUCAAAGUGAUGGGUGUUUCAGGUGUUUCAGGUGUUAGAGGAAGGUCAGGGAGCAGAGCUGGGUUUCUCAUGUCAUUCUUGCACAUUGCUUCAUGUCUAUCACAGAAAAUCAGAGGUUUGUCUGAUUCAAGUGUCCUACAGUCCUGUUUUUAUUUACUUGUUGCUGGAAACAAAGUUGAUUAUAGCUGAAGUUUUGAAGAACCUUUGAAUUCACACCUGGAAGCUUACAAAAUUCCUGUUUGUCUUUUUCAGCGUUUUAUCUUGAUCGCUAAAUAACAUUUUAUUAAGUAAUGUCUACUCUUGUCUUAUCUUUGAGACGGAUAAACAUCUAUUCGCUGAACACAAAGGUUUUGAUAAUAUUCAUUCUUAUUGAACAAUUGUUCUUUUUUUCAGGUCAAAACCAUGACAGGGCCCAGGACAAGCCUCCUACCCUCUCUCGAUCCAGUAGUGAGGGAGGGUCCAACAGAAUGUCUCUCAGUUCAGAUACUGAGGGCCCCCCACCAGGGCCCUUGAAUCCAUCUCUAUCUCACCGAACUAACCCUGACAUCACUGAAGAGGAAGGAGAAGGAGACCCUACUCCCUGCGUGAACAUACAGAAUGGUCCGGCCCACUGCUUUAAUGGCAAUGGCAACACAGCGAUGGACUGCAAUAACUCAGAAGUUAUCAGAGGGCGGGGGAGAGGGAAGAGUAUCUGUGAGGUGGAUAAAAACAACUUAGUCUCUCAGAGGGAGAGUGCAGCUGCUCAGACUGUACCAAAGAGUGAAGCUAAAGCAGGGUUGAAUUAUGACUCUGUUAAAUACACUCUGGUGGUUGAUGAACACGCUCAGUUGGAGCUGGUCAGCCUCAAGGACUGCUUGCACGGGUACAAUGAGCACAACGAAGAUAGCGAUGCAGAGACAGUAUAUCAAUCAGCCAAUGAGGAGGAAGACCCAGAGUAUAAGGAGGAGAGGAAGAGAAAAGAAGAAAAAAGGCUGGAAGGUAAUGACACGGGGUGACUUACUUUACAGGCCCAACCCUGUCACAAAGCAGUGCCAUGUGUUUGCUGCAAAAGAUGUUGGCAGUCUACAGAAAGAGGAUGGCAUUUAGCUUGAGGAUGGCAAACUUACACUGCUAACAAACCUAAUUGUAAAUGUUAAACUAGAUAAGAUGUGCACCUUGUCAUGGUUAACAUAUCCCGGCUUUAAUAGUUGAGAAUAUUUUUAGUACAAACCUUGUCAAUAAAUGAUGAACAGAGAACAAAACAAAAACAAAAAACAAACAAAAUAAUCGCUCAUCACUUGCAAUAAAGGCAUAAUGCUGAAUUAACCAAGAAACUUAUUUGUGACCAUAUCACCCAGCACUGAAAGACAGACGGUUGAACUUAAUUUAAUCAAAAACCUGAAAACUGUAAGGAUGCUAAACCAACUCCAAUAACUGCUUAUUUUCACAGGUACUGCCAAAGACAACCAAACAGGUAUUUAUGGAUCAAUUACUUGAAGGAAAAAUAAUUAUGUGUGUAACAAAGUUUGAAUAUUGGGAAAUAAGAGGAAAUGGUAGGGGACCCAAUACUACCUCUUGAGGAACACCACUGAACAGAUAAUUGCUCCUUAUACACAGCAACAGUUCCACCAUAUUUAAUUCCUUGUCUGUGAAAUAUUGGUGUUCAAAUGUUUAAUUUCACAUGGCCUAGUAGCAUAGUUGCAAGUGUUGCAUGCAAACGCACGGAGCUUCACAGCCACACAUACUCAGACUUGCACGGGAACUAUUCAGCACUGCCAGCUCAGGCUAAAUUUGGCUGACUUUUCCAUAAUUCCUUGGUUCUUGUUACUUUUGGCAAGUAACUCUAUUAUUUUCUCUGUCUACCUAAAGACAGGAGGAAAGAAGAGGAAAAGAGAAUAAAAGAAGAGGAGGAGACCAGGAAGAGGAAGGAAGAGGAUUUAAAGAGAAGGAGAGAGGAGGAGGUGAAAAGAAGAAAGGAAGUUGUGGCGAGGAUCUGCAAGCAUUCCAAAGUGAUAUCAACCAUAACCUCAGAGGAAGAGGAGUCUAAUGGAGGAAAGGCAGAAAAUUCCAGAAGUAGGAAGUUCCUCAACCUAUUUUCCAACAAAGGCAGCAAUUACAGUGCGACAGGUCUGUCAUAUCUAGCUGCCUUGUUUUAAUCAAAAAGGGUUGCCAAUAACGAGUUACCAAUAAACUGUUAGCCUAUAAAGUGAGACUCCAUUUUGGCUGUUUGCAUCACAGAUGACAACCCCAAAGAUAUCACACUCAAAUGCAUGUUAAGUGUGUUAUUGGAAAAUGGAAAGAUGGUAUGCUCAUCAUCAAACUUGUCCUUCAUCCAAUAAACUGUAGGUUGUCCUUUGGGCUUUCCAUUCUUCGUAGAUGUCAGAUUAGAUCAGUUGACUUUUCUUGUGAAGAGAUUAAAAUGACACAACCUUUGCCGUAUUAUUUUGUGCUUUAUCAAACAUAAUUGCUGUGUCAUACAGGAGCUGCAUCAUUUGGCAUGUUCUCCUGUGUUUUGGAUGGGGUGGAGAGAGAGCAGAGCCACAGAGCCGCCUAUAGGUUAGCACACAUUAACAUGACCAAACUAACUAUGACAUCUCCAAAUGAACACCACAGACUGAAAAUUACUCUUUAUGCCCCCCCUUUUUUUCAGGUUCGUGCCUCGUCAUGCCGAUGAGCUUCAUCUUGAGACAGACGACCCGGUGUUAAUGCUGAACCAGUCUGAGGAUCUGUGGUGUCAGGGUUACAACAUGAGGUCUGGAGCUACUGGGAUAUUUCCCGCUUUUUAUGCUGUCAAGGUGGCCAAAGAAAGUGACCAAGGUACACACAAAAAGUGAACCAUGGAUACCAAGUAUUACCACACCCAGAGAGGUUUUAAAGCUAACUUGUUACUUUGUUCUUCUUCCUCUUCAUAGCUCAGAAAGACGGUUGGACAGAGCAGUUCUUGGUGCGAUUUCUGGGUUCAGUUCAGGUUCCCAUUCGUACAGGCAAUGAUGUGCUGUGUGCUGCAAUGCAGAAGGUAUGUCGAUACCAUAGGCUAUAUAAAUCAGUCUUGGUGACACCAGGUAACGGUCACUUCAAGAACAAUUUGUCACUUCAGGGAAAUGACUCGCUGAGUAAAAUAUUUUAUGCAUUAGCAAUCUGUAGAGAACAGCUAAAGCUAACACUGGAGCUCAACCAGGAUUACAGUAUAGCAAUACAGUCAUUAAAUUACAUUUGUUUUAAGCACAAUCUAUGUCAGUAAAGACUAAACAAUCAAUGAGAGCUCAAAAAUGAGCAGGAAAGUGUUGCUGUUGCAAGGUAGCAGCAGCUUACAUACGAGUGCUGUAAGAUUUAAAAAAUGGCUGUGAAAUCUUUUUUUCUGAAGAACACAUCUGAAACGUUUCCUCAAACAUAUUCCCUAUCUGGUCUCUGGUCUCUCCACAGUAUUAUUAUUUUACCACAACAUUGCGACAUUUUUGGUACUCUGUCCCUUCUAGAAACGAUUUUGGGGCCUCCUCUCCCUUUAUGAACACUCAAGCUAUAUUUUCUGUUUUAAGAAUUUUUUUUAGUGUUUUAUUUAAUUCUUAAUACACAAAUGGUCACAUUUUGGCCAGAGUCACACAGUUGUACCUAUGACAUAUGGUCUAACCACAUGAUCACCCAAAGUGGCAUCUAGAGUCUGAACAGAAUAGCAGUAGAGUUUCUCCUUGAUUGUGCCAUACCAUUCAAAUUCAGAAAUGAUUAUGAAAUGAUUACUUGUGUACACACAAAACAAAAGGCAGGUUUUAUUUUUAUUUUUAUUUUUUGUCAGGUUUAUAGAAUCCUGCAUUUCCCUGUUCUCACAGUUUUAACAUGAACAUUUUCAGGAGCAUGAGCACUGGCCUUCUGACAAUGUCCACAGUUGACUACAAAUAGCCUCCAAAAACCACAAACCCCCUUGUCUGAGCACAAAAAACUAGCUGUGUCUUUUGCAGCUAAACACUAUGUUUUCCCUAAAUCCUUCACUGGGUCUUAAUCUUUCAUAAGAACAUUACAGCACAGAGCUGGCUACUUAAGCUCAGAUUUGGAUGAACGCACUCUCUCCCUCCAUGCCACAUUUUAUAUUUCACUCUUUAUUUAAAGUACCCCGUGAAAUAGGAUUACGUUUAAUUCAUACCUGUGGUGAAAUAAUGGAGUAGUUAUUGGACUCAGAGGGGAGUAAUGCUGGGCUUCCUUCAAACGAUUUUCACAGUCCCAGACUGAAAACUGAAAGUUUUAAGUAAAAUCUUCUAAAUCGAUCGUUAAUUUCAAGGUGGUAAUCUGCACUGUUUUAUAUCAGUCUUUUCCUAAUCUUGGGUUUGCAAUAAUAUCGCAAGUCGCAGAGACGUAACACAAUCAGCAACCAAUUGAUGAGCUCUGACAAAAGCCAGGAAAGGAAACCUGACAGUCAAAACAAGAAAAACAAGAAUGUAUGAAGAAUAACCGGCGAUGUAAAAAGAAUUGGAUAGUGGAGCUGUGGGCAGAUCAGCCUUUCCUAUUUGACAUUAACUGCAGGGUUUCCCCUACAUGUAAUGGCGCACUGCCACGGUAAAAUAAAAGCCACCACACCUCAACAAUAAAGUUUUUUUUACAUGCUACUUUGGACUCAGUAUGUAUCUGUAUAUGUGGCGCAAACGGGCUGCACCAUGGGGCACAGGGUUACGAGUUGUCAAAUGCGACAACACUGCUGAAAUUUUCAAUCCUGCUUGAAAGUUCAGCUACAAAUAACACAAUCAAAGCAGGGGGCUCAAACGUGUUUUAGCAAGUAUUACCCAACCCAAACACCACGGACUACUCCAGUUAUGUCACUCACUAAUACCCUGAUUAUUUGUGUGAACAGGUGGCGUGUAACAGACGGGCAACAGGUCAGCCUCCCUCAAACUGUGUGCUGGAAGUCAGUGUGAAGGGUGUAAAAAUCACAGUCGAGGAUCAGUGUCACUCUGCUCACAGGGUGAGUUCACCACUCAGUCUAUCUGCCUUCAUGUCUUACUUUUGACUGUCACCUUUGAAAUCUGCUCCUGAUGAAUAUAUUAUUCAGAAUGAGUUACUUUCACCGGGGUGUAAAGCACUCUAGAGUAACAAACAAAAGGAAAAAAAAACACUCAGAAAGACGAUAAUCAAGUCAACCUAUGAGCCCAAAGAAACCCUAAAACACCCAGACACACUGUACUUAAAAAAUAUGUCUCUGUCUAUCACAGGGGGACCAGUGUUUCCAUUUUUUCCAAUUGAAGAACAUCUCUUUUUGUGGCUGUCAUCCUAAACAUAGCAAGUGAGUCCAGUUUAUUUCAGGAAAAUCAAGUUAUCCUUUGAGAAAUUUUGGUUAAACUGAACCAUAUAAAUACAUAUAUACAUUUAAGUUCGUGUUUAAUCCAUUUGAGAAAGUUUGCAUCGAUAUAUACGUCUGUAAAUGUGUGUUUCUUGAUGUUUGUCGCACUACAGGUAUUUUGGUUUCAUCACCAAGCACCCCGACCAACCGCGCUUUGCUUGUCAUGUGAUGAUGUCAGACACAUCUCUGUAUCCUCUUGCUGUGUCUUUAGGGUAAGAUCCAUUUUGAACUUUUUUGUGUCAUUAUUUAUGCACAUACACGAACCACCUCAACAGUCAAGAGUAAACCCAGUUCAACAAAAACGUACAAUGUCAUGCAUUUUAUAGUCCACUUAGUAAAAUUUGUUAAGACUCCAAUGCUGCACUCUUUCUACACAAAACAGAGAACUAGUUAACAAUAAUAACCUCAAACAUUCAUAGCACAUCUCCUAUACUGCACAUAUUCUGCAUAAAAUACAACAUUAAUAAGCAUUAUGUUGCAGCAAUUAUGGCUGCUGUAAUUGCUACAGGCCAGAGCAAGUCCAAAACCUUUUGCACCCUAUGAUCUGUGUAAAAUAAAGUACAUAUUUGUGAAAGUAGUGAAAUCCCACAUUCACAUUCUUUGUAUUGCCCUGCAGGAAGGCCUUCCAGCAGUAUUACAAGGAACACAUUGGCUACUCCUGUCCCACUGAAGACAUCUUCAUUGAAUAACACCUGUCCUUCUCUCUCGUUAUGUACUGAAUACUCACUAUGUGCAUGUAAGCCCCGUCUUACACCACAAACUGGAUCACAGAUAUUUACUUUCUGCAUGGUGGAAUUUUUUUUCUUAGUGGCAUCCAGUGAUACAGCAAACUUUCCCGUCCUUUGGUCAUGUCACGAUAUAAAUACCUCUUUGGAUGGAUAGGAUCAAGUGAGAUGUUCCUGACAGUGAGAAGAAAUGUAACAUAGCCCUUUACCCAAACCAGAUGCAAAUAUUUGAUAUUGAUAUAUUUUACCAGCUAAAAUAACGGACAUGUAAUUAUCAAGUGAAUAAUUGUUGUAAAAACAUAAAGAUAGCCUUCAGGAGGGUGAAGUUCAUUUAUGGACAGAAUGUUAUGUUUUAAUAUGCGACUAGUGCUUUAAAGAUUAACCAUUAUUGGGCAAGAUUUUUUUGGCAACUAAUCAAAAUUAAGUAAAACAAAAUUAAGUGAAAAUUCUGUCUCUAAAUUAAUUUCAUCCUGUACUGAUUUUAUAGUCAAAAAGGGCUUCUUGGAAAUUCAAAAUUCUCCCUCUUUAAAGGUAAUGCUUGGAAGAAAUGUACAGUAAACAAAUGAACCUGCCUGAUUUUUUUUGCACAGAUGAGGACAGAAUGAUGUUUCCAGAAAUGUGAGAAGAUUAAAUCUGUAUCUCUAAAGCCAGAAACUUGACAAUCUCCUGUUGAAGGUGUUUGAAAUUGCUGUGAAGGUGCCUCAUUUCUCUUUUUGCUGCUUCAUGUUCCUUUUCUUCCAGAUGUGGAUUUAUGCAGGGUUUCUCUGGUUGAGCUAAGACAUGAUUCCUUUAACUCUGUGUAAUAACCAGGCCCAAAUGACGCCGUGCAAUUUUCUAUGUGUGCAAAAUGACAGACUGGUGGGAUGGUGGAUCACUGUGCUGUCUUGUUCGAGUCUGUCCUUAGCACUUUUUAGCAAACACUUCUUUUGCAUUGCCUGCUCAAAUCUCACACUGGAGUCUGCGUGAUCAGGAUGUAUGAAAGUUUGACCAAAUAUGUUUUAGAAUCAAUACUGAACCUGGCUUUUUGUUACUGAGCUGCACCUGUCUGGAAAGAGAAGGAUGUACAGUAUUAUUUCUGUUCACUUUGUCCAUUAGCUCCAGACCUAAAGCUGCACCAAUCAAUACUUUUUACAUCAAGAGGUCAUGUGACCAUGCAAACAGGGUUACUCAUAAAAGUAAAGCCUACAAAGAAGUAUCCAAAAAGGCAGUUACCCUCAGAUCUAAGAAGAUUUUAAUUCUCUUUUAGACAUGGGAUUUUGUUUUCGUGUUCAUGUACACUUUAUUGUAAUCCCGGACUUGGCAGUAAGCGGCAAAUAGGUUACUUAAGUAUCAUGAAGGUUGUUGUCAUUGUUGUUAGAUAUUGUCAUUUGAUGACUGUUAGAUAUUUCCAAACAUAUUAUAUUUUCGCCUGCACUGUGGCCCCAUAAUUAUUUUAAUUUUUUGCCUUUUUUUGGUACUGUCCAACCAAUGCAAUUACAGAUUCAAUGCUGAAUAGCAAACAUACCUCAAACGAUCUGCGAGAACAUUAUAGUGCUGGUUAGGUGGAUUGUUGCUGCAUUGUUAUAUUGAUGUCAUAAAUAGCAGAUGACCAAGAAAACCUGGUGCAAAUUAAAUAGCGUAUUUUCAUCUUGCAAUUUUUAGUUUGUACGUCAUUUGAUGUGCAUUUCAGCAGCUUUACAACUACUCUGCUUUCAUUUGAAUACAUCUAUGAUUACAAAAGAGAUUACAUGCCAUGUCCCUGGAAUAAACUUUGCAGGUCAAGCAGCGAAAGUGCAGCAAGACAUAUUUUGAAUGCACUAGCAGAGUCUAGGAGUAGGCACCCUGUUUCCGAAAGCGAUAGUUUGUUUCCUUGAUGUGAGGAUGUUGACAGUACUAAAUGCUUUACCCCCAGGAGAUUCUGGUCAGCUUGACCCUUUAAAUAAGAAACCAGCGAGAGUAUCAGCACAGACAACACUCAAAAAAGAAAGUUGUGUAAACGCUAUUUGUCAAGCGCUUCAGUUUCUGACACAAAGAAAACAAACCAACUCUCUGAAGCAAGGCCCUCAGACCCUGAAUUCCAGCCUAUCAAACUGCCUUUUAGCACAGUGAAAUUAACCGAUACUGAGAUUUGAGCAGGCAGAGUCAACAGAAAUGUACCAGGAUAUGUUCUGUGUUUAAAGAAAAAAAAAAACAGUGCCUAUUUUUAGUUUUCUGGUGUGGUGAAUACAGUCGUAGCUGUUAAAUUCAGAUGUCUACAGUCACUAAACAAAAAUGGAUACAACAGCCAGUCUUGAGUAGUUAUGUAGGGCAGGACUUUGUACACCUAAGAUGACUGCCAUGGACUUAAAAUAAUGUAACUGUGACCCAAGAGGUAAUUUCAGGUUCAUGGUCAAAUGGUGUUUUGUAAUACUGACUUCAGAACUGGUCAGUAUUGCAUUACAAUGGGGGUGUUGGUGUCACUCAGUUGGAAGAGAAGGUACCCCAUGAAGAGACGACAAUCCUUGCUCAGAUCAGAUAAUCUUUGAAAGUGUCACAUUACAGUCAAAGUAGCAGUAUUACCAAAUUUAACGGGACUAUGCACAAGUUUGCAAAAUGAUACUGUGAACGUGUUUUUUAGAGGUAUUAGUCUGAGCAGCUUUAACAGGCUUAGCUGAAAUUUUUGAGGAUAAAUCUUAGUCUCAUGAUCUGAAGGGAUAAGAAAUACACGCCAAUCCCCCCAAAGUAGUUUUAAAUGUUGGAGCAAAAUCAGUUUAAAGUCCUAAAUUUCCACUCAACAUGUAGAGUAUGUCCAAAAAUGUUCAAACUUUGGUAUUUGUCAGCUUUUACAUUGGAAAAAACAUUAUCUUUCACUGUUAGACUAGUUGGGCAAUGGUGUAUUACUAUUACAGUCUGCUGUCAAAAAAAUAUGAAACUUAAUGUUUGCCAUGAUUGAUGGUGAUUUUAAAUGCAGUAUAAGGAGUUUUUAACAGUUUGAAAAACCAACAGAAACUAGAAACUUAUACCGAUGGGUCUCUAUGUCCUUCAAAAGCAAACAAGACUAACAGCGUCAAGGCAGAUAACUUCACUCAAGGAAUUUUUAAUGCUUUAAACCAUUGUCUCAGGCCAGAUGAUUGACAGCAAGCUUGAAAAAACAGCUUAUUUAAAGAUUUUUCCAUGGCAAUUAUUCACAAUGAGUGGUUUAUUUCACAGCUAAAAAACUGCAAGAGGAUAUUUUGUUUUAAAAAUAUGACUUUUACAUGUACAGGACAGGAUGCAAAUAUCAACAUAAACCAAAAGUUCCCCACAGCAGCUUUAAAAUCCAUUUCUCUAAACAGUCACAGUGUAGAGGACCAUCUACCCUACGUUCAUUGUCAUGGCAGCCAUCUGAGGUGUAUCACAGGAGGUAGUUCUGAUCCACCAGAAAGUGUCCUUUUUAUGUAUUUAACUUUUGUGUUUCUAACACCACAGGGAUCUACUGUACAUGACUCAUUAACAUAGAUAUAUCCUGUAUAGAUCCUUUAUGUAUGUAUGUACUUAUGUAUGUAUGUAUGGUUGUAAAGGAGUUAUUAUUGUAUGCUGUUGGUUUGACCAAAACCUGGGUGUAACACCGCAUGAUAUCUAUGUUGUAAAAAUGAAGACGCCCAGAAGAUGCACAGACAUGUGAUAAUGAUGGUGGUUAUUCUUGUCAAUAAAUCACGUUUACAAAUGCA